Trichoplusia ni (cabbage looper) is the source of this 1448-nucleotide messenger RNA. Its product is annotated as THAP domain-containing protein 3-like. The coding region runs from base 460 to 966 and encodes 168 amino acids. Lineage: Eukaryota; Metazoa; Arthropoda; Insecta; Lepidoptera; Noctuidae. The transcript is spliced from 4 exons. The record is from RefSeq and is a predicted model, not a curated record.
CUGAUAAGUUACGCUGACAUUUACCGUCUGUCAAUAAAAUGAAGAAAAACAUUAUUAUGAACGCAUAUGACCAAGCUUUAGCAAGUUGAGUACGAUUCCGAACAGAAACUAAUUCUUAGGAUUACUAACCAUUCACAGGUCUGUCUUAAUUGACUUUGGAGUUCCAUGGAAGGAACGACCUCAACUGGCCUUCAUUGAUUUUCCGCUGACCAUAUGUAAAUCCGGCGUGACUCAUUAGCGUCUAAUCGCAAUAGUAGAAUGCGCGUACGCCGAGCAAAGACUAUAAAACCUCUUGACGGCGCAUCCAGUGCUUUGACGUUCGAAAACUAUUAGUAUUUUGUCGCCUAUAUAAGCUAUCUGUAUGAGUGACCAUUUUAGUUUGUGUCCAAGUGUUAGACCUGUGCGCACGCUAAAUUAUCGUAAAUUGUUAAAAUUAUUUUGCAAUUAAAACGCAUUAAAAUGCCUUCUUGUGCGGUGAAGUGGUGUGGGAAACAUUCCAAGACAUCGAGUUACAAAAAGGAUGGUAUAACUUUUCACCGGUUUCCGAAGAUUCCGGAACUAAAAGAAAAGUGGAUGAAUAAAAUUAAUAGGGAAAAUUGGUUCCCAACGAAAUACAGUGCUGUCUGUUCAAGGCACUUCACACCUGAUUGUUUUGAGUAUUUAAAACAACGUCGCCGUUUAUUUAGUUCAGCAAUACCAACAAUGUUUCUACCAAUUUUGGCUUCACCUUAUAGUUUGACUGAGUCUAAUACUAACGUACCUGGGCCUUCGCAUCACAAUACCGGCCAAAGUUCAACAAUGAAUACCAAAGUAAUAGUAGACCCAGAAAUUGGUGAGCUCAGUCCACGAAAACGCAAAAUGAAACGACAAAUAGACCAUCUAAUAUAUUCUCUAAAUAACAAGAAAAAACAUGUAAAGAGGCUUCAAGACAAAAAUAGAGUGUUGGUAAAAAAAAUGCGAAUCUAAAAGAAAUUUUAAAUACAUUGUCUCAAAAAUCUUAUAUAACCGAAGAAAAUGAAAAUAUUUUAUCCUGCAUAGGUGUACAAAAUCGAGAACUAGUUAAACGUCAAAUACUUAAAUCUAAAACAGGACAUAUGCCAAAACUAAAAUACUCUCCAGAAUUACGAGCGUUCGCUUUGACACUGCAUUUCUAUUCGCCAAAGGCAUAUAAUUUUGUAAGAAAAACAUUUAGUACAUGUUUACCAGCCACGAGCACGCUCAGAAAGUGGUAUCAGUCGGUUGAUGGUAAACCAGGGUUUACGAAAGAGGCGAUUGAUGCCAUUAAAAUCAAAGCGACAGAAUCAAAACAAAAAAUUUACGCUACUAUUAUAUUUGAUGAAAUGGCUAUAAGAAGCGGAGUCGAAUAUCACCCCCAAGGCCGGAGGUAUUAUGGCCACGUUAGUUUCGGUACCAGCUUGGAAACAGAUUGCCAAGAUGAAGCCAAGGAA